Molecule: messenger RNA, 963 nt
Organism: Cladophialophora psammophila CBS 110553
Lineage: Eukaryota; Fungi; Ascomycota; Eurotiomycetes; Chaetothyriales; Herpotrichiellaceae
Exons: 2
Coding region: 1-963 (320 amino acids)
Source: RefSeq, a predicted model, not a curated record
AUGAUUUUCCAUCCUGACACUCUCCCCAAUCUCAAGGACAAAGUCUUCAUAGUCACAGGGGGGAACUCUGGCAUAGGCUACUACACCGUAGCCCACCUAGCGGAACACGGCGCUCAUGUUUACAUGUGCGCCCGAUCCCCAGAGAAGGGCACAGCAGCCAUCGCCAACAUCAAGAAAAUGUACCCCUCAGCCAACAUCGACCUCCUGCAAAUGGACCUCAAGGACCUCACCAGCGUCGUCGCGGCCGCCAAGCACUUCCUCACCCUGGAAACAGCCCUGCACGGCCUGGUCAACAACGCAGGCAUCAUGGCGACCCCCUUUGAAAUGACCAAAGAUGGCCACGAGGCCCAGUGGCAGACCAACUACCUGGCGCACUGGGUUUUGACGGAGCACCUGCUUCCUCUGAUGCUGCGAACCGGCAAGAUGCUCCCCCCCGGCAGCGUGCGUGUCGUCAACCUCACUUCAUCGGGCCACUUAGGCGCACCCAAGGGCGGCAUCAAUUUCAAGGACCUAUCGCUCAAGGACAGCGGCCCGUGGUCGCGGUACGGACAGAGCAAGCUCGCCAACAUUCUGCACACCAAAACCCUGCAUAAGACUUACGGUCCCGGCUCUCGCAGUGCGCAGAACGGGGAGGGCGAGAUCUGGGUUUCGUCGGUGCAUCCAGGUCUGGUUGAGACGAACCUCGCCACAUCGGUGGGGGAGUCCGGGUCGCGCAUGAUGAGUCUUCUGUCGGUCUUACGCAUGUUUGGAUUGAUAUGGCCUGCCGAUAAGGGGUCGUGGACCAGUCUGUUCUGUGCGGCGAGCCAAGAUAUGAAGGCGGAGCAGAGCGGCACGUAUUUCGAAAUUUUCAGGAGGUUUGGGGAGCCGAGGUGGCAGAGCGGUGCGGCCAAGGAUGGAAAGCUUGCAGAUAGGUUGGAGGAGUGGACUAGGGAGGUGAUGAGGAAGGAAGGGUGGGUUCGGUAA